This is a messenger RNA of Pelmatolapia mariae (spotted tilapia), 1135 nucleotides long. It is a transcript of the gene prkag3b, whose product is annotated as protein kinase, AMP-activated, gamma 3b non-catalytic subunit. The transcript has 10 exons. Gene Ontology annotation, molecular function: protein kinase binding; AMP binding; protein kinase regulator activity. Gene Ontology annotation, cellular component: nucleotide-activated protein kinase complex; cytoplasm; nucleus. The coding region runs from base 16 to 933 and encodes 305 amino acids. Lineage: Eukaryota; Metazoa; Chordata; Actinopteri; Cichliformes; Cichlidae. The record is from RefSeq and is a predicted model, not a curated record. Gene Ontology annotation, biological process: protein phosphorylation; regulation of catalytic activity.
GACACAUUCAUUUACAUGAACUUCAUGAAGAGUCACUCCUGCUACGAUGCCAUCCCAACCAGCUCCAAACUGGUCAUCUUUGACACAACACUGCAGGUGAAGAAGGCUUUCUUUGCUCUGGUGGCUAAUGGUGUGAGGGCAGCGCCGCUGUGGGACAGCAAGCUUCAGUGUUUUGUAGGUAUGCUGACCAUCACUGACUUCAUUAACAUACUACAUCGAUACUAUAAGUCUCCUCUGGUUCAGAUAUAUGAGCUUGAGGAUCACAAGAUAGAGACAUGGAGAGAAAUCUAUCUCCAGUACUCAUUUAACAGACUAAUCAGCAUUACACCAGAGUCCAGUUUGUUUGAUGCCAUAUACUCCCUGUUAAAGAAUAAGAUCCACCGCCUGCCAGUUAUUGACCCAGCAUCAGGAAACGUCCUCCACAUCCUCACUCACAAACGCAUACUCAAGUUUCUCCACAUUUUUGGAUCUAUGAUUCCCAGACCCAGGUUUCUUCAAAGGCAAAUCCGUGAAGUGCCGAUUGGUACCUUUAAACAUAUUGCAACAAUCCAGGAAUCCGCUUCCGUCUACGAUGCUCUGAGCAUUUUUGUGGAGAGAAGAGUGUCAGCUCUGCCUGUGGUCAGUGAGCGAGGUAAAGUGGUGGCGCUAUACUCCAGAUUUGAUGUUAUUAACCUUGCAGCCCAGAAAAACUAUAACAACUUAAAUAUGACAAUGCGGGAAGCCAUUGCAUCCAGAUUCUGCUGUGUUGAGGGGGUCCUUAAGUGCUACCCUCAUGAAACACUGGAGACCAUCAUUGAUCGCAUCGCACAGGCAGAGGUACAUCGGUUGGUGUUGGUUGACACUGAUGAUGUGGUGAGAGGGAUUGUGUCUUUAUCUGACCUUCUCCAAGCCCUCGUUCUCUCUCCUGCAGGCAUUGAUGCACUGUACUCCUAAGCAAUGUUCCCUCUAAUUUUUCAUGUGUCUGAGCGAACACACAAACUCCCUGAGCGGUCCCUUGGACCACUGUGAGCAACAGCAGACGUGUGCACUGUGGUCACGCCAGCAUCCAAUCCAUCCAAGUUACAUGGUUUAUUAAAAUAAUCAAAUUACAGCAUUUACAUUUAUGUUAGACUACUUUUAAUUAACUGCUUUAGCC